GGGAAGGAGAGAGAGGAGAGCGAGAGGAAGCGGGAUGCAACUCAACCUGACGCUGAUCUGCUUCGUCUUCGGGGGGUUCCUGCCCGACGCCGCGGCCCGGCGGGAGCAGAUGGACACGGGGCAGUGCGACCUGCCCCGCUCGCAAGGAGAGCUGAACUCCUUCCUCUGGACCAUCCGCCGUGACCCCCCCGCCUAUCUCUUCGGCACCAUCCACGUGCCCUACACGCGGGUGUGGGACUUCAUCCCCGACAACUCCAAGGCCGCUUUCCACGCCAGCUCCAGCGUCUACUUUGAGCUGGAUCUCACCGACCCCUACACCAUCUCGGGGCUGGCCAGCUGCCAGAUGCUGCCCCACGGGGAGAACCUGCAGGACGUGCUGCCCCGCGAGCUCUACCGCCGCCUCAAACGCCACCUGGACUACAUCAAGCUGAUGCUGCCCCACUGGAUGACCCCGGACCAGCGGGGCAAAGGGCUCUACGCUGACUACCUCUUCAACGCCAUCGCCGGCAACUGGGAGCGCAAGAGGCCCGUCUGGGUGAUGCUCAUGGUGAACUCCUUGACAGAGACCGACAUCCGCUCCCGAGGAGUGCCGGUGCUCGAUCUCUACCUCGCCCAGGAGGCUGAGAGGAUGAAGAAGACGACGGGCGCGGUGGAGAGGGUGGAGGAGCAGUGUCACCCGCUGAACGGGCUCAACUUCUCCCAGGUGCUGUUUGCGCUAAACCAAACUCUGCUCCAGCAUGAAAGUCUCCGAGCAGGCAGUUUGCAGGCCCCGUACACCACUGAAGAUCUCAUCAAACAUUAUAAUUGUGGAGACCUGAAUGCUGUUAUAUUCAAUCAUGACACUUCCCAGGUCCCAAACUUCAUCAACACUACGCUCCCACCCCACGAGCAAGUAACAGCCCAGGAGAUAGACAGCUACUUCAGGCAGGAGCUUAUCUACAAGAGGAACGAGAGAAUGGGCAAGAGAGUGAUGGCGCUGCUAAGGGAGAACACAGAUAAGAGCUUCUUCUUUGCCUUCGGAGCAGGUCACUUCCUGGGUAACAACACUGUGAUUGAUGUACUGAGACAAGCAGGAUUUGAAGUGGAGCACACCCCUCCUGGACAACCGAUUGGAAAUUCAAGAAUGACCAAGACGAGUCCCGCCUUACAAGGGUCCUCAGCAACAGCCCUGCCUGCUCUGCAGCUUUCUGAACAGGUCCCGCUGACAUCUCCUUCCCUGAAGCCCCUACAAAUGGAUGAAGAAGACAGCCUGUCUCCUCAUCUCUUGUUACCGGACAGCAUCAGCCAGCUGGAAGAGUUUGGCAGACAGAAGAAAUGGCACAAGAAACAGCACAAACACCAUCGCCAGAGGCAGUUCAAUGACCUCUGGGUUCGGAUAGAAGACAGCACCACCACGUUGCCUUCCUAUAUCAGGAUAACCAAUGGCUACAUCACAGUCAAACCUCCCAUUUGGAUUUCCAACCGGCUGGAUCAGAGGCCACGCUCAGAUCGCCCAUCCCAGCCUCAGCCUACAAGCUCAGCUUCAGCCACCAUUUUAUGGCCAUCAGUGACUGCUCCUCUCUACGUGGCCAUAGCUUCAUUUCUCCUGAAUCUACUGCAGCCUUCCUGACCACAUUAGUAUUAUGUGCAAUCCCUUGGAAUAGAGAAGAGAGAUAAUUUAUGAACAAAUUGGAUGUUUUGACAACAUUUACAGACUGGACCUUCUCAGUGAAUCAAGAGUGCCUUCUAGCUGAUUUUGUCUCUUUGCCCAGAUACAUUUUGAAACUCUAAAGCUUUAUUGUAACACUGACUUACAUCUUCUUUUUGUAGAAGGAUCUUUAUUUCCCAUAGUGCUAUGGGGUUUUGUAAAAUAUUCAUGUUCAUAUAAAGAAAAAAAGAAAAAAUGUAUUUAUUCGACUGGUAAACUUAUUUUUUUUCUUGUUGUAUAUGUUAAUAACAUCCCUAGUAAUCAGUAGCGAUGGUGAAACAGAUAAAUUAAUAUUUUCUAUAUUUGUUUUCUAACUGACAACUCUGCAAAUGCCUGAAGUGGCACCAAAAUGAAUGGCUUGUUUCUCUAACCGUAACUUCUUACAGCAACUAUCCAAUAAGUACAUUUGUACUCAACUUUAUUUUGAUUUUUCUGAAAUUCUCAUUAGAAUAACUUAGACUAAAUAAAGCAGAUCCCCUUCUCUGUGGCCUAUGCCCAAUAGAGGAAUAGGUGCAUUCUCAAGUCAGCUGCUACAACCUAAAAUCUCAGUUAUUUUUAUAUGACUUAGUAAGUCGUUAGUCAGGAUAGCCCUCUGAGUUCCCCAGUUGUCUUUAACUCAAUCAUUUAACUUCUCUAGAAUUACCAAUCUCCCUCUUUACCUUGAGAUUAAUAAUUAGCUAACUCAAACUAAGGCAUCUGUUUCCUAAUAAAAGAUUUCAUUUCAAGUCCGCAAUAAUCCCACUGGAAUUAUUCUCUCCCUCUUUUUAUAUAAACACAAGCCUACAACCUUUCCCAGCAUAAAUGAGAGCAGGUCUGUCUAUAGAGUAUGAAGAUGCAGUAUCUUGCUAAUCUGUAGAACUGCUUUAUUAAUUUAAUUGAUAAAAGGAUAGUCAACCUGCAGGGAGCAGAGAUGACUCGAAAUUCAUCAGCAUCUUGCUAUUAUGCUUAGAGUUGGAAUCCUCGUGCUGAAUUAUGAUCAGUCCAAAAACCUAUUCUAGGCUACAGGAACCAAAGUAAUUCCUCUGUCAUACAACAACUUCCCUCUGUUUGUAGACUAUGGUCCCUCUAUUGACUUAGACGGACAAGUUCUGACAACUUGCACACAAUGAAAAAUUCACCCAGUCUCCAAAGAGCUACUUGUCAUUAAUCAGAUGAAUAACAUCUAUGGGAAAAAAAUACAUCCAUCUUAAUAACAGCCAUGCUUAGUAAGGCGUGUUGAUUUUUUCCCCCAAAAAGCAGGAUGAAAAAAAUCACUUUCAAUGCAAAAAUUCUAAACAUUUUUUUUUUUAAGUCUUUUUUCCCCUGCAGCCAUCUGCAAAAACAAAGAUCUGAAAUACCAUGAAAACAUCUUAAAGAAAUACUGAAAACAAAAAAAAAAAAAAAAAAAGGAAAACACAAUGCAUCUAUGAAAAAGCAGUGCUUUUUUCACCUUAAAAAACCAUACCAGAUAAUGAGAGCAAUAACAAUAACACUGACAAAAAUCUGACUGUUAUUGUGCCACCAGCAGCACCACCUUCAGAACUGGAGACAACUCCAUGUCAUCCUUAGGUCUCCUCAGUGGAAGGUGGUUUAGAAUUCACAGUUCAUUUGUCAUCAGACUAAUAAUUCAGAGAAGCAGCUUAGGAAAUAAUCAGCCUGAAAUAAGUACGUGGUUUUAUUUGGAACCAUGAUAAACACUGAGCUUUUCCACCUUGCAUCCCAACCCAUUGCUUUGCCAAGGCAAGGGAGAACACGUUACUUCCAUUUGACUUACUGCACACCAUGACUUCCUGCUCUUGCUCUAUUUGGAGAAAAGGACAUGUAGAUUUGUGGUUGACUUAAGUGGGUACAGCAGACAGUCGUGUAAGCUGCCUCUGUUUUAUAAAGCACAACAGUUGAUAAGGCUGAAUGGAAAACUUCAAGCUUUGCCCAAAAUGUGAGAUUCAAGCACACCCUGUGAAUACUUCUGUGUUGUGUAUUUUGGCUAGCAAAAGAUUAGAGAUGUUAGCUUUGGACAGAAGCCAUUCACCUUGCAUAAUAUUUAUUGCACUGGGCUGGAUAUUGGAAACAUAUUUUGAGAACUUUCAUUCAGUUUUAUUUGUCUAUUUCCCCCAGAAUAGCUUCAUUUGAAUAUAACAGCUUAACAGACCUUCAAAUUCAACCUCAAAGCAUUUUAAAAGAUUGGUUCUCCUGCACUAUUCAAAACAGAGUUCAGAACUGAAUGACAGUACGUUAGUCACAAAAGUUGAGCUGGAAAUAAGGUAGGCAAAUCUCAAGAGCGAUGAUAAGUUACACAGUAAAAAGUCAACAGCCAAUGAACCAAAACCCAUUGAAUUUUAUUUGCUGUAAUCUGAUCAAAUCCAGAAAUGAUUCUGUGGUACCAUCCCAGAAAUAAUUCCUGGUGUCAGAAAGCUUACAGAAUUAAUAGAUAAGACCAUGUGAGGAUCAGAGAGAGAGAGAAAGAGCAGAAAACAGAAACAGCAUGGCCCGACCAUAAGGAAAACCACCAAGAGGAUCAAGACUGGAACUUACAGUUCCACUGUGCCCAACCUGUGGUUUUCUCUGUAGGAUUCUGGGGUCUUUUUUUUUUUUUUUUUUAAUAUAAUGAGCACACAGACACAGCCACACUCACAGCUGUCACUGUUCCACACAGAAUAAUCACUCCGUUUGUCACUAGUGAGUAUUUCCUGAGUCACUCCUCCAUUGGACAGUAAUACUAGAUACUAGCUCAUGUAUCACAGCAUGUUUGGAUAUCACAGUAUGUAAAUAGCUUGGACAUCAAAGUAUGUUGUGGCAUAUUUACAUGUCCUGACAUUUUGCCUGUAAUCCCUGUGAAAUGAAUGAAUGUUGCUGGAGGUCACCGCAUUUCACUUGUCCUUCUGCCUAAUCAUCCUACAGUGCAGUUGUCUGAGCAAGGUGUGUGCAGGGCUCGGAGCCAGCACCCUCCUACCAGCUCACAGCAUCACCCCUGGUUAGGGGAGAAGAAACCACUUGCAAUAAGUUUAAGAGAAGGUGCUUCCCACAGAUGCUAGCUCAGGAACCACAGGUGAAUGGCCUCAGUGUAGUUUGCUGACCAAGUAUUACUCUUAUUCUCCUGUCUUCCCUAAGCUACGAGUUAGGGUAACUUGUUUUUUUAAUCCUUGGCAUGUAGGGAUUGCAAUAGUAGAAAAUGAGACCCUCACUGUGAUUGAUAGAACAGGUUAUUUAUUAAUCAGCUACAGCAGCUCAGUAUUAAUUAAAAUACAUCGGUGCUGGUGUAUUAACACAGAUCUAUGCACAUCCAUUGCAAUGGAUUGUGAUUGUAUUCCACAUAAGUUUAUAGAGUUUCAGAUUUGAUGUAUGUUCUGGAGGUAACACUGACUACCAGCUCCAUGGGGCUUCACUUUUAUUCAGUGGAUUUCUCAGAGAGUGAGGAACCAACUGCUUUGUUUCUUCCUAAUGAAAGCUCAGGUUUCCAGUGACAAAUUCCAGGAUAGAGGGAUUUAAAAACAAAUACACUCACACUAUAUAAGACAGCAAACAGCAAUGAUAGUAUUUACUUGGGAGAAACACAAUCAAGAGAGUCAUGCAAUAUCUAACAAACAGGUACACAAUUUUUCACACUGUUGGGUCCAAUGUUGAGUGUUUCCAAGAUUCACCCUUUCAACUCUGCUACAACUGACACUACUACAAUUCACAGUACAUGUAACAUUAUAAAGGAAUGUGAUUUUCCACCAAGCUAUUGCCUCAGUAGAGUAAAUAUACCAUACCACCAGCAACAGAACUAACUUCAACUCUGUAAUUGUUUUAAUGCUUCUCUUGCCAAUGUUUAACUAUAGAUGCUGCAUUAAUGUGCAUUGCCACUUGAAGAACCAGUCAGUAAGCUGGGACAGAAGGUAUAUUGUAUUUUAUGACUGAUGUAAUUUCUCUGCAACCCCUUGGGCUGUUGAAUAAUGCAAUACAUCUUCCGGCAGUAAAUGAUGAAAUGAUCUAUGGUAACUGUGCUUUAUACAGAUGUCAAAAAUCUACUCUGGAACUUCAUUCCUCCAAGCUCCAGCAUGAUUUAGGAACACCUAAGGUACAGAGCUGUAUGUUUGUCUAACUUCUUCCAUGUACAAUUGAGGAGAGAGAGAGAGAGAAAGAGCACUUUGCUCAGUGCAUUGAUUAGUCAAAGGAUACAUCCCAAUCAGUCCUUACAUACACCACUGUUAGAGAGGAGUUCCCCAUCCUAUCUUUAAGUCAGAGAAACCAAAGUGCCAUAGUGGUUAUUUACAGCGUAAAUGCUAUCAUUCCUAGCUUUGCUUAGUACCAUAAGAUACUUCUGUCUUAUAUCCAAAAACCAUAGGGGCUUGUUUUAUCUCCAAAGUGAUCAACGUACCACAGAGCACGGAAGAUUUCAGCUUCAGCCUGUUUUGGCUUAAUUGGAGUAGAAAGCCAGUUUCCUAAUUUUGAGCUCCUGGGUUUGAGUGCCUGUAUGUGUGUUUGUGGGUGCAUGCGUGCACUACGUCCCAACCUAAAUGCAGACUUUCCUGCAACCAGCUCUUCAGGAGGCACCUUAAUCUAGCUUCAGCCAGUAAGAUCUUGCCAAGAAGUAACCCACACUUCUCAUUUACAGGAAUGACUAACUGCCCCGCAGAUUCACGCUCACACUGAACUUUGAAUUGCAUGUUUGUCAGUUUUUGAUUCAAAUGUACUUCAAAUAUUUUUUCCUGUUCCGCCUCCUGCUUUUGUGAACUGUUUUGAAGAGUGUAAUAAAAAGAUGCUUUCUAAUAUUAUUUUGUCAAAAUAUUUUUGUAGCAUAAUAUAUUAAUAAAAUGUUAUUAUAAAUCCGUAGCACAA
Molecule: messenger RNA, 6484 nt
Organism: Gallus gallus (chicken)
Lineage: Eukaryota; Metazoa; Chordata; Aves; Galliformes; Phasianidae
Gene: TRABD2B
Product: TraB domain containing 2B
Exons: 7
Coding region: 35-1609 (524 amino acids)
Biological process (GO): negative regulation of Wnt signaling pathway
Cellular component (GO): organelle membrane
Molecular function (GO): metalloendopeptidase activity; Wnt-protein binding
Source: RefSeq, a predicted model, not a curated record